UUACAACCUUCUGUGAAGUGUGAUGUCACCCUGUUCUUGUGGCACCCUGCUUUUUGUGGGGGCAUGGGUCUGGUAGCAACUGCUCUGAUGACACCUUAUUCUAGAGGAAAUUUGCUGUCUGUCUGCUGGGCUGGUACACACUGUACUGUUGGCAACCUGCUCUGGAUGGAAACCUGCUCUUUUAUUCAUUUUCCUGAUAUGAUUAUUAAUUAUUUAUUAUUAUGAUACAACUCAAUCUGACUCUUACUUUAAAAUUAUCAAUUUUUAAUUUGUUAGUUGGAGGCCACUCACUCAUACUCAUUGUUUUGAGACUGACAGUUAUUUGAGUUCUAUUACUAUUAGUAUUAGUAUAGUAUAAUUAUUAGUAUUAGCCACUCCAAUUCCAAUUCUAUUACUAUACUACUAUACUAUGAUCUGAUUUGAUUAUUCCUAUUUCCUUAUUUAUGCAGUAACUGUGAAUGAGCCCAAACUUUCACAAUUACAUCAUAAAUUUAUACAAAUUUAUGACCAAUAAAUUAUUAAAAACAUUAUUAUUAAAAUUAGCCCUAUAUUUACAGCUUGACUUAUCAUAAAAUGUACCCUAAUUUUAAAAAAAUUAACCCUUACGGUACUGACCUACUUUUUGCUUUUAUUGCCUCAGUACCGGCUAUUAAUUUGCUAAUUAUUCCCUGUGGCCCAGACAUUAUUUUGGAAUGAGUCAAAAUUUGAUAGGUCUGGUAACUUUUUUGUUUUAAACAAUUGAUAAUAAUAUGUAGAGAAUUAUCUGUUCAGAAAUGCAUAAGGGUGUUAAAAUAGCACUUCUAAUUCCGAUUAAAGCUCAAUAAUAUUUUCAGAACAAAAUGUUUCAUCAAGUGGGUGUAAGUCGCCAUGAACAAUAGUGAUAGGUAGCACCAUGGAAACAACAAAUACAGAUCCGCUAAAAAAACUCAGUAAUUGGUCGAUUUUCAUAAUUUAAAUGGCAAAUUAAAAUUUGACUAUUCUCCUAACGAAUAAACCUUCUGCCUGAGACUAAGGUGAAAGGUUAUAUAUCCUCGUUUCUGAGUUUAUAUUAGAUACCCGUCUAUGUGGCAAAUAGACGCGCUUGGACCACAGGGAAAACAAUCGGCUGGUGAAAAAAGAUGCGCUUGGGUCACAGUGAAAAAGUAGGUCACUGCAAAAAGACGCGCCAGUGACUUUAAGGGUUAAGUAGGCUAUAGUUAUAGCUGUACUUUAUAAGUAUAAGCCUUUAAGCUGAUUUUAAAGUUCAACCUGGGUUGUGUGGUUCCUAAAAUUAUAAAACUGAAAUAUUUAUUUAGUAGCCUAUACUUGGUAGUUAACUUGGGAAGUACUCAGCUUAAGGUUCAUUGCUUAAUGCACCUGCCAUAAUUACACCAAGUUGUUCUUUUAAUGUAGGCCUAUUUGUUUGAUUGUUUAUAUUUAACCUAAAAAUAUACAAAGCUAUCGCAUUUUUACUAUGAAUUUUUUUUUUUACACACUUGCCUCACUUAGUUUGACAUUUGGUUGAUUCACAAGGCAAUGAACAGUUGCUGUGUAUUAUAUUUUCUAAACCUUUUUCCCCCCAGAUUAAGCAAAACAUUUGUCUUAACAAGUGUCAAAAAAUAUCAAAAUGGGUUAUGCAACACUAAAUCUUGAAAAUCCUGUCUUUCGGCAAUUCAUUGGCUAUGCAGCUUUGGUACUUGUAAAGACAUGUUUAAUGAGUAGUAUUACAGCAUAUUAUCGCAUUACUAGAAAGGUAAUUUCUAUUUAUAUUUAAUUUUUUAAAAACUUUUAAGAGGUUUUAUACAAAUUUUGACAGUAAUAGUAAAUAAUAUGUGGCAUGAUUGAGCCUGGGCUUUUAUCUUAAUAAAUAUUUUAGAGGGAAUAAAUUAUAGGUGUAACUUUUUACUAUAUCAUAAUCAUUUCUGAUAAAAGACAGUCUCUGAAGUAAGAUAAUUAAUUUGAUUCAUUAAAAGAUGGUUAACUAUUUCCUUAAAAGGUAAAUAGAAAGUCAUGAUUUUGUUUUUGCUGUUUUUGCAAGAGCAAGAAUAACUUAUAAUUUGAUAAACAAAUUUUUUUUCUAAAAGGCAGCAAUUUUUUUUUCAUGCUCAUUCCUUUUAUUCAAGUUUUUUUUUUUUUAUUCUUCAAAAUUUUUUAGAUUAAAAAGACAGUUUAAAGUAUGUCAUUUUUAUUUCUCUAGUAAAUGAUAUUCUCUAUAUUUUUAUCAGGCAUUCAUCAAUGAAGAAGAUACUGCAUCAUUUGGAAAAAAACUGCAGGUAGUCUUAAAUAAUCCACAAGUAGAAAGGGUUCGAAGGUUAGUGUUUAAAGUACUUGAAUAUGUUGAUAUCUGCAUUUACACCUGUGUUGCUUUUUGAAAACAAAAAUAUGAGCAGCAUUAUGGUUAACAUUUAGCGUUUAAUGUUAGUGUUUUUGUAUGUAAGUGGGCAGUCCAUUUGAAGAUUUCUAGUUAAAAUAUGAAGUUAUCUCAUGGGGAGUAUUUUCUUGUUGCAUUUCUUUUGUUCCAGUGCCUGGAUAUGCCUUUAAAAUUUAGUACUGGGUACAUACUGUCCCAUUAUUUAUUAAAAACUAUUAGCUGAUGUAUUCUGUUUUGCUUAUAACAUGCAGUUUUCACUUUAAUUUAACAGAUGCCAUCUGAAUGAUCUUGAAAACGUCAUCCCAUUUGUUCUGCUUGGUCUUCUUUAUGUUGCCACUGGUCCCAAUCAAGCAGCCGCUUCUCUUCAUUUCAGAAUUUUUACAAUAAGCCGCUACAUUCACACGUUUGUUUAUUUGUUAGUUGUACCUCAGCCGGCUCGAGCCCUGGCAUUUGCUGCUGGAUUGUUUGUGAAUAUCUCCAUGGUUUACAGCAUCUUAAGCCAAGCUUCUUUUUAAGGAGCAGCUGUGUUUGUUCAGAUGUUCUGUCGCCAAUCCAAUUACCAUUGAUCACAGUUUGCCACUAAAUAAUCCCCUUUGUGGUAACUUUUGGGGUACCGGUAUAAACGAUUAUACUUUUUCAUUAUGUGAGUCAAGAUUUUUUUUUAAACACCCCCCCCCCCCCCCCAAAUUCCCUUACUAGCAAAUGUUUCCAUUGAAAAUUAUACACAAGCUGUAUUAUAGAGUUUUUGCUGUAAUGCUACCUUUUAUCACAAUAUCAGGUUCACACACAGGGAAGUAGGAUUGUGAAAGCAAAAAUACAUUUUCUAAACCAACCCAUAUUUAACAUUUUUCUUUAUUUAUAUCACUUAUAUUGAUCAGAUUUUUUUUUUUUAAACAUCUAUACAAAGCAUUUUAAUCAAAAUUAAAUGUUCUGUCAGUGAGAUUUUUUUUAACUUUAAAAGAUUUAUGUCUUUUGAAUAUAACUGAAAUCAUGUACCGUAUAUACUCCCAUAUAAGCCUACAUCGCAUAUAAGCCGACCCCCUAAAACUGCUUUAAAAUGGCCAGUUUUUGCAAAAACCCGCAUAUAAGCCGACUAUACAAUUUUCUAUUUUUUCGUGUCACUCUCACUUUAUUCUAUGCAUUUGCGUAUCGAGUAUUAGUUAGGAAACCAUGGAUAUAGGAAACUUUUUCUGGUUUUUUAGUAUGUUUUCUUAAUUUUAUGCAAUUUUUGACUUCGAAAAUGAAUUCUCUAUGGUAAUAUUCAUACUCAGUAUAAUUAUCAGCUAUGCAUACAUUAAAUUCUUUGAAGUGACACCUCUGUAUAUAUAUAUAUAUAUUAGUACUCUGUACACACAACCAAAUAAAGAGUCAGGUAGCGAUGAAAAUGUGUGGCUGGAAAAUUGGCAUUAGUGUCUGUCCUUGUGUCCAUUUUGUUUUAUGCGCAUAUAAGCCAACCCUCUGAUUUCAGUAUUGUAUUUUCUAGUUCUAAAUUCUGCUUAUAUGCGAGUAUAUACGGUACCUCUUAUUACCUGCCCAUUUCUGAAUUUAAAAGUUUAUUAAACAGACUUUUCUUUUAAUUUAUUUACAUUUGACUUUUAAGGUAUCCACAAUGAAGUGACAUCAUUUGCUGCCUGUUGAGAUAAAUAAUUGAAAUAAUACUUUUCCAUUAUUUUGAAAUUUACAUACGGUAGUUGUGAGCUUAUUGAUAGUACAAUGAAAUAAUAACUAUGAUUUUGAUGAGAUGAAAUUAAUUUUAAGGAAAAAUUGUUGAAUUUUUUUUUUUUUUAAUGUUGAUUGUAUCAAGUGCAGCAGAUUGACAGGUCUUUAAAAAAAAAUAUUUUAAAAAAAAUUAAACUCCAUCAAUGUUGUUUUAUGUCUCUUUCUCAAUCAGCAUUUUUAUUGCGGGAUAUUUGAAACAUUCCAGUUUCCAGUACAUAACUGAGGCAGGGUUAGAGAGUUCAAUGUGUCAUUAUAUGUCUUGGGAAAUUUCUCUAUGUACAUAUAUCAUGUGACAUACAUUAUUGGUAUCUGAUCCUAACUAAAAACGUUUUAGACAAGAUGUCUUUUUUUGUUGUUAGUAUUAGUCAGUUAGGGGUUGGUUAACCCUACUGAGUUUAGCUAGUGAGACAUUAUAUAUUUGCUAAAUUUUUUAAUGGACCUUGUGACCUACAACUGUUUAAAUGAAAUUAACUGUUUUUAUUUGGGGGAAGGGUUUAUUAAGCUGAAGACAUUACUUGAAUCAUCUUUUUUACAUAUUGAAUAAAUGAAGACCUUAAAGUCUGGAGUUAAGAAUUUUCAAUUGUUAUUUUUUUCUCUUAUAAAUUUGUUUAAAAUGCUGUUAAUACAAAUUAAAUAUAAUUUAAUAAUUA
Molecule: messenger RNA, 4719 nt
Organism: Lymnaea stagnalis (great pond snail)
Lineage: Eukaryota; Metazoa; Mollusca; Gastropoda; Lymnaeidae
Source: the annotation of a GenBank genome assembly